Molecule: messenger RNA, 1725 nt
Organism: Pseudozyma hubeiensis SY62
Lineage: Eukaryota; Fungi; Basidiomycota; Ustilaginomycetes; Ustilaginales; Ustilaginaceae
Exons: 1
Coding region: 1-1725 (574 amino acids)
Biological process (GO): cellular response to biotic stimulus
Source: RefSeq, a predicted model, not a curated record
AUGACGGAUCCUGCUGUGGAUGCUUACGAGCGUCUCACCAAGAACCUCUCCUUCGACUCGCACGGCGUUACCGAGACCGUCGAUCUUCCGCACGAUGUCUCGUCCUCUAGCUUGAACACCAACAUCGUCGACUCGGCACCCGCGGCCGCUCUCGCUGUUCCCGCUGCCUCAGCCGCUCCCGCUGCUGCCGCCAACGGCUCGGGCCUCAAGCUCGGCAGCUCCAACGCCGUCAAGCCCGCUGCCAACGGCGAUGCCAGCGUCAAGUAUGCCCCUGGAGGCAAGGUCAAGCUGACCAACUAUCCUUCCAUUGCCAAUGCUCCUCUCCCCGCCGAAGGCAACGGAUCGUUCAACAACUUCCACCUCGCCGCGCUCGUCCUCGUCACGCCAGCUAUCGUGCUCCGCCUCAUUCCGUUUGUCAACCCCCAAUGGUUCGGAUGGUUCAGCUACCUCCUCCUCUGCGCCAUCUUUGGCGCUCCCGUCGCCAUCGCUUACUGGACCGUCAUGUCCACCUACGGCCCUCGCAAGAACGAAAAAGUCACCCUUCCCGGAAAGCCGCUCGAAUUCUACAUGGACAUCAAGGACCCCGAGCUUCGCAAAAAGUACCACGGCGACAAGAAGAUCCCUUACCAGACCUUCCACGAUGCCUACUUUGCCGCCAAGAUUGAGCCCAAGAUGCCGCUCAACGAGCUGCUCGAGUACCGAUGGGACUGGGCCUCGAUGGGCUUCACCUGGCCUCUUUUUGAGUACGUUCUCUUCAACUUGAUCCCCGACGUCCUCAUGCACACCGCCAAGCAGGACCAGACUCAAAUCCAGGACAACUACGACCGAGGUGACGACUUUUACGAAUGGUUCCUCGGCCCGCAGAUGAUCUACACCUCCGGCAUCAUCUCGGACCCCCACAAGGCCGAGACGCUCGAGGAACUGCAGGACAACAAGCUCAACCUCGUCUGCUCCAAGCUCGAUCUGCAGAAGGAGGACCGUGUGCUCGAUAUCGGAUGCGGAUGGGGUACGUUUGCCACCUUUGCCGCUGUCAACUACGGCUGCGACGUGACAGGUGUCACGCUCGCAAAGACCCAGACCCGCUUCGGAAACGACCGACUCAAGAAGAACGGCAUCGACGCCAGCCAGGCGCGCAUCUUGAACCUCGACUACCGCGACAUUCCCGUGCAGCCCGGACACUACAACAAGAUCAUCUCGCUCGAGAUGGCCGAGCACGUCGGCAUCCGUCACUACGACAAGUUCCUCUCGGACGUCUACAACCUCUUGGACGACGACGGUGUCUUUGUGUUCCAGGUGGCUGGUCUGCGACCCACGUGGCAGUUCCACGAUCUGCAGUGGGGUCUAUUUAUGAACAAGUACGUUUUCCCCGGUGCCGAUGCAUCUCUGUCGCUCGGAUGGGUUGUGACCCACCUCGAGAAGGCCGGAUUCGAGGUACGCUCGGUCGACGUCGCCGGCGUCCACUACUCGGCCACCAUCCUGCGAUGGGCUCAGAACUGGGAGUCGAACAAGGACAAGGCCAUCGCCAAGUACGGCGACAAGAUGUACAGGAUCUGGUCCUUCUUCCUCUGGUCGAGCGUCAUCAUCGCUCGUGAGGGUGGCAGCUCCGUCUUCCAGUUUACCCUGCACAAGAACUUGAACGCCUACCACCGUAUCAACGGCGUCAAGGCGCACGGCGGUCUGCUCCCUCGUCCUCCGGUCAGCAAGUUCAAGUCGGUGUACAACUAG